AUGAAUGGACUCGGGCGGGCAGGGCGGGACGUGCGCUGGGCAGCACGGGGGCUCAUCCUCAGUGACACCGGGGCAGGGCCAGGGCCAGGGCCAGACUGCUGCGGCUACCCCGACACCUCAGGCAGAGACAGCCGGUGCCAGCUGCUCACAGCAGGGCGCAGGGACAGCAGCUGCCCCACUCCCGAAGAAGCAAGCAGCCGAUUGGCCGAGGCGCCACCGCACCUCACGCGCCGAUUGGCUGCGACUGUCGACUCGGCUCCCUCCCCCACGACGGAACCCGGAUUGACUGACAGGCCGGGUAUGAAGACUGAAGUGGACUUCUGUCUCCUCUACCAGCACUGGUUGCUGCAGUGUGAAAUCCCAGUAUCAGACUGCAGGGAAGAAAAUGAGAAGUCUCCCAUUACCCUGAAGGAGCUCCACGUGGAGCGGCUCCGCUCGGCGGCAAGGUCUCGCUGCUGUGAGCGGAGUGGAGCCAGCCCCGGAGGGGAAGCGCCUGCCCCCGGAGAAGGGGCUGCCCGGAGCGGGCAGCGCCCCGGCGGGAGCCGCCCCCCGCCUCCUCGCCGCGCCGCCCAGAGCCGAAGGCGCCCGGAGGGGAAAGUUGUGUGCGGGGCCGGGCCGGGCGCGAUGCCGGGGCGCAGCGCGCUCUGCCUGGGGCUGCUGCUGCACGCCCUGCUGGGCUGCGGCUCGGCGCAGCAGCCCGGCAGCUGCCCGGCCCUCUGCGAGUGCUUGGAGGCGGCCAAGACGGUGAAGUGCGUGAACAGGAACCUGACGGCGGUGCCGCCCGAUCUGCCGUCCUACGUGCGCAACCUCUUCAUCACCGGCAACCGUCUGGCCCGCCUGCCGGCCGGCGCCUUCCCCGCCCAGCGCCUGCCCGACCUCAGCGCCCUCAACCUCAGCGGCAACCACCUGCGGACCGUGGAGGCCGGUGCCCUCGCAGCCCUGCCUGCCCUGCGGCAGCUGGACCUCAGCGGCAACCCCCUGGUCUCCCUCAGCCCGCAGGCCUUCGGGGAGGGCGGCAGCCCGCUGGAGGAGCUGGCCCUCCGCGGGGCCCUGCACGACCAUGGCGUCCUCCUGAGCCUGGCCGCCAUGCUGCAGUCCGGGGCCCUGCGCAACCUCAGCCGCCUGGAGCUGACCGACAACGGGCUGCUGCUGCUGCCUGCCGGCAUGUUCACGGCCCUGCCCGCCCUGCGGCAGCUGGACCUCAGCAACAACUCCCUGGUGGGCCUGCGAAACGUCUCCUUCCAGGGGCUGGGCCAGCUGCAGAGCCUCAACCUCAGCAACAACUCCCUGAGUGUGCUGAGGAACGGCACCCUGGCCCAGUUCCGUGGUCUGCCCGCCCUCCGGCACAUUGGCUUGGGCCGCAACGCCUGGGUCUGUGACUGCGCCAUCGAGGACCUGGUGGCCUGGCUCAAGGAGAGCGACCAGGUGGAGGGCAAAGAAGCCCUGACCUGCGCCUACCCUGACAAGAUGCUGGGCAAAGCCCUGCUGAAGAUCAAUGGCUCGGACCUGAACUGCUCCGUGCCUGUAGACCUGCCUUCCCAGCUACAGACUUCGUACGUCUUUCUAGGGAUAGUCUUGGCUCUCAUCGGGGCCAUUUUCCUGCUGGUGUUGUACUUGAACAGAAAAGGAAUCAAAAAGUGGAUGCACAACAUCAGAGAUGCCUGUAGGGAUCACAUGGAGGGCUACCACUACAGAUACGAGAUCAAUGCAGACCCCAGGUUAACAAACCUCAGCUCCAACUCGGAUGUCUGA
Gavia stellata (red-throated loon) is the source of this 1752-nucleotide messenger RNA. It is a transcript of the gene TPBG, whose product is annotated as trophoblast glycoprotein. Gene Ontology annotation, molecular function: protein binding. Gene Ontology annotation, biological process: negative regulation of canonical Wnt signaling pathway. The record is from RefSeq and is a predicted model, not a curated record. Lineage: Eukaryota; Metazoa; Chordata; Aves; Gaviiformes; Gaviidae. Gene Ontology annotation, cellular component: plasma membrane.